Molecule: messenger RNA, 2981 nt
Organism: Girardinichthys multiradiatus
Lineage: Eukaryota; Metazoa; Chordata; Actinopteri; Cyprinodontiformes; Goodeidae
Product: coiled-coil domain-containing protein 149-like
Exons: 13
Coding region: 142-1806 (554 amino acids)
Source: RefSeq, a predicted model, not a curated record
UUGAGACCUUGGCGGAAGUGAUGCAGAACACGUCUUCCAUCAGCUAAUCCACUUUGAUGAUGCGAAAUGUCUCUGAUUUCAGCCGAGGUGACGCAGUGAUGAUUUUUUGGUGAACUUUCGUCGGUUGAGUCGAGAGGUGAGAUGGAUCUGUCCAGGAGGAGUGAAAGCGACUGGCAGGGGCUGCUUAACGAGUCCCUGGUUUGUAAGCGUAAGCUGGAUAGUAAAAAAGAAGCUCUUCUGAUACUGUCUAAGGAGUUGGAUACCUGUCAGCAGGAGAGGGAUCAGUACAAACUGAUGGCCAACCAGCUCCGUGAGCGACACCAGGCGCUCAAGAAGAAGUACAGAGAACUCAUUGAUGGAGAUCUUUCUCUGCCGCCUGACAAAAGGAACCAGGUGAAUUUAGCUCAGCUGCUGAGAGACUCCAGAGAAAGGAGCAGUCAGCUUUCUGAGGAGGUCAAAGAGCUCAAGCAGCGACUGCUAGAAGCUCAGGGUGACAACAAGCUUCUGCGGAUGACCAUCACCAAGCAGAGGCUGGGGGAUGAGGAGGUGGGAGCUCGACAUUUUCCCGCACACGAGAGAGAAGAUCUGGUGAAACAGCUGGAACAAGCAAGAGAACAGAACGAGGUUCUGGUGCACAGCGUAAAGUCACUGACGGACGAGCUCCAGGAUGUCCGAGCAGAGCGGAACGUGUUUCAGCAGAAGGCUCACCGACUUAAUGUUGAAAUGAACCACAUCAUGGGGAACGACGAGAGUCGUUUCCUGGACAUAGACGCCCUCUGCAUGGAGAACAGGUACCUGCAUGAGCGGUUCAGUCAACUUCAAGAAGAGGUCAACCUGCUCAAAGCAAACUUGGUGAAGUACAAGAGUGCUUUAGAGAGCAGGAAGAACUCUAAAAUGAGCGGCAAACCCAACAGCAGCGCUCUGACUGGAGUUCUUUCUGCUAAACAAGUGAAGGAGCUGUUGCUGUCUGAGGAGAACGGCUGCAGUUUGCCAGUGACUCCUCAGUCUAUCUCGGACCUCAAGUCUCUGGCCACGGCUCUGCUGGAAACGAUCCACGAGAAGAACAUGGUCAUCCAGCACCAACGCCAAAUCAACAAGAUUCUUGGAAACCGAGUGGCAGAGCUAGAGAAGAAACUAAAAACUCUUGAGAUUUCUGGAUUGUGGAGCCUUCCAGGCCUGACUUAUAAUGUGUCUCUUGGAGUAUUUGGAAAAGGAACAGAUGCUAUCAUCCUGAACAAACAUUUACCUGAGCAAGUUCAGUCGCUUGAUCCUCCUCAACAGGAAGGUGUCAGUGUUUCUGCAAGCACCCUAAAGCAAGUAUGUGCAACUCCAGUUGGGUCAGAUCCUCAAGAAGAUGCACAACCAUCUACCAGCCUGGAAAGAUCCCAUCCGAACCUUUCAGAGCGGCUACCAGAGGAAGAGCCAGCAAGCCCUCAGGCAGAAGCAGCAAGCAGCGAAGAUUGUCGUAAACAUGACAGAUCUACAAUAGAUUGCGCUGCUUUAUUAUUGGAACAUGAGUCUCUGAGUGACUCGGGUCCUAAAGUGGCCUGUCUGAGUGAACUCCACCCAUCAUCAGAUGUCAGUCAGCGUUCAGAGAGAUAUGAACCAAUCACAAGAAAAGACGAAAAGUCAGAAGAAUGCAACAGAGGGGUGGAAGCAGUUGAUUUAGGAUCUGUUGUGAACAAUAGAAUCAAUAAUAUUGACAGGCAGCAGACGGACAUCCAGUCAGACCAGGAGGAUCAUGUAUGUAGCAGGGAUGAUGCACAGAGUCUUCCAGGUGAUGCUGGUUUGUCUCAUAGCCUUUAGGGAAAUAUCCUGUGGAUCUAAAUCAAGUUUCUUUACUUUGUCUCCUGUUCUCACGUUGGUGAGAUGUUUGGUGUGUCUCUUAUUCCCAUCUUUUGCACAUUCUGACUGCAGGACUCCUGAGCCAUACAUCUGUAUGCGAUUACUGAGCGUCCUGUUUCAUAACUGCUGCUAUAACAGCGCCCACUGCUGGCUGUAGGGAUUUUAUUCCCAUCUAUUUAUAAACAACAGUACAUUGGUAAAAGUGAGAAAACUGAUUUAUAGUUAUGCAAAACACGGAACGGAUUGUGCCAAAAGUUUUAAUCUUAGAAACAUAAUUAAAACUUAUGUUAAAACUUAAUGUUAAUCUGUGGUAUUAAAAUGAAAGGUAUAUAUUUCAGCACAAACCCACUCAUUCAGAUUUUUUUCUUAUGUUAUUGAUUUUGUGAUGGUGACCCAUUCAGGGGGGCAUAUUUUAUGUAGACACUGCUGUCUCUGAAAUGUUAUUAAAAUAGAGAGAGUGCUAGUCAAAUUUGUUAAACCCCUGGUAAAGAUAUGUUAAAAUAAAUUCACCUUUUAUUGCAGUAAUAUCUCUAAAAAUCCAAAAUAUGAGUACAUUUAUCAUGGCAUCAGUGGGGUAGUAAAAGUAAUUUUAAGAGUUUUCUGUAUAAUUAGCACUCCUGCCGUCAAUACAUUGUACAACUGCUUUUCCGCAGUAGGACACCACUUAGUCUUCUAUAACAUUUCACAAGGUUGGAGUAUGUUGAGAGUGGGUUGUUUGAUAAUUCCUCUGCACAAUUUCUCCAGAUCAGCCACAGUCCUUAGGCUGCUUUUCAGUUAAGCCCACAGCUUUUCUACUGGAUCUAUGUCAGUGGACUGGGGUGCCCAUGGAAGGUUGAUUUUGGUGGGGCGAUGCGGUGUUAAUUUGAGCAUAUGUUUUGGAUAAUUAUCUUGUUUAACGAUUCAGUGACGGCCGAUUUCCGGUUAUCUGGCGGAGAGUUUUGUGUAGAAUGGUAUGUCAGGGGUCAGGUCAUAAUGCCAUGCACUCAUAAGGUUUCCAGGAUUUUGGAAAAUCACACCCACAGCCUCACAGAGCCUACACCAUACUCAUAAAUGAUCUAAUGAGCACGAGUCUUAUUCUCAAGCUCUAGCAUGUAGUUGUAAUAGAGACUUCAUAACCCCUUAAUGGUGUUUUUUUU